AAAACUCCCAAUUGCGUGUGAAAAACCCAAACCCUUUCUCUUUGGACGAGGGAGACAUGGCGGCUAUGGCGCUAGGGCAUCAUCACCUCUCCUUCGCGGCAGCUCCUUCGUCCGGUCGCCCUGCCAGAGAUUCCUCGCUAUUGGGUGGGAACUUCGCUUCUUUGCAUAGGAUCCUAUCGAAGAGCCACGCCCGUGUUCUUCACCACAGUGUAAGCUGUGCUGCCGUGGUCAAGGAGAAAGAGGCCUUGGACAUCCAGCAGUGGAACGAUGAGGCUUACGAGGCAAGGCUACAGCACUUGGAAUCACAGGCGAAAAGUGUUCUCCAGAAAACGAUCGAGUGCUUUGAGAGACCAGCUUUUCCCUGUGCCUUGAUCGCCGGUGAUGUGGUGAUGUUAGACUUGCUCCACAAAAUCGGCGCCUUUGAAAAGGAGGCCGUGAAAGUCAUAUUCAUUGACACUUUCCAUUUGUUCCCGGAGACGUACACCUUUCUGAAGAGCCUCGAGGAUAAGUAUGACUUCAAGGCCCGUGUGUUUCACGCAGCGGACUUUACCACCAAGGAGGAAUACCUUGCAAAGCAUGGAUCGGACCUCUACAUUAGGAAUAUAGACGAGUAUGACAAGAUCUGCAAGGUGGAGCCUUUCAAUCGAGCCUUGUCGAGUCUCCAGGUUGAUGCGAUGAUAAAUGGAAGAAGACGUGAUCAUGGCGCUGAAAGAGCUCAUCUGGAGGUAGCUCAAGCUGGAAAGAUGGUGAAUGUCCAGCCACUUGCAUACUGGGAAUUCAGGGAUUGCUGGAGCUACCUGAAGAAAAAUAGCGUUCCCUAUCAUCCACUUCACGACAAGGGGUAUCCAAGCAUUGGAGACGUCCAAAGCACGCUGCCAGUGCCUAAAGAGAAAUGGUUCGAGUAUGGUGGAGAGCGAUCUGGCCGCUUCCAGGGCCUCACGAACAAAGAUGGCUCGCUCAAGACUGAAUGCGGGAUACACACCCAAAAGUAGUCGAAGUUUGUUUCUAGGGACAAAAUCAAAGGAAUAAAACACCUCUUUUCCCAAAAGAAA
Messenger RNA from Selaginella moellendorffii, 1052 nucleotides. Its product is annotated as phosphoadenosine phosphosulfate reductase. Gene Ontology annotation, cellular component: cytoplasm. The record is from RefSeq and is a predicted model, not a curated record. The transcript is spliced from 9 exons. The coding region runs from base 57 to 992 and encodes 311 amino acids. Lineage: Eukaryota; Viridiplantae; Streptophyta; Lycopodiopsida; Selaginellales; Selaginellaceae. Gene Ontology annotation, molecular function: phosphoadenylyl-sulfate reductase (thioredoxin) activity.